This is a messenger RNA of Botrytis cinerea B05.10, 1218 nucleotides long. RefSeq names its product Bcgst15 (gene Bcgst15). The transcript is spliced from 2 exons. The record is from RefSeq and is a predicted model, not a curated record. Gene Ontology annotation, biological process: translational elongation. Lineage: Eukaryota; Fungi; Ascomycota; Leotiomycetes; Helotiales; Sclerotiniaceae. The coding region runs from base 415 to 1089 and encodes 224 amino acids. Gene Ontology annotation, cellular component: cytoplasm; nucleus.
GCAAGUCACUGACAUAUGUUUAAAUUUUCUUCCAAAUUGUAUGGCUCUACAAUUUUACUUCGCAGUUGUUAUCAGAUAGUUGAACUUAUUGGUAUCGGCGAAACCCCUGGCACACCGCCUAUUAACUGGGGCAUCCAAACCUCAGAAAGAUACAACGGGAUUCACAGUAUAGAGAGGCCAGGAUUAGCAGAAGAUGAUUAGUUACCAACAGCAAUCAAAAACUCAAUUACAAAUACUGUAUCAGUAUGAAGAGAGAGGGGAGAAAAGAGAAAAGAGAAAAGAGGGAAAGGUAUAAAUAGUUUACUUCCCACUUGAAGGGGUAAACACGACAUUUAGUACUUAGAUUCACGCGACGAAUUGACGACAAGAUCUUAAAAUCUCUUCCGCUCUAUCACCCAUUGCUUCUAAUUCAAGAUGUCAUCUCUCGGAACUGUGUACACAUACCCCGACAACCCUCGUACAAUGAAGAUCCAAGCCGCAGCAGCCUUCAACCACAAAACCAUUGAUCUAUUCCCCGAAUUCGUCUUCUUCCAAACCAACCGAACUCCCGAAUUUCUCUCCGACUUCCCACUUGGUCGUGUCCCCGCAUUUAAGGAUGCUACCUCCUCUUUCCAUCUCUUCGAAUCGGAUGCUAUUGCCCAAUAUGCCGCCGAAAGCGGCCCUGCUGCGAACCAACUACUAGGAUCAAAUGUCAAAGAACGCGCGACCAUUCGUCAAUGGAUAUCUUUUGCUAAUGAUGAGAUCUUUAAUCCUAUGACCACGCUGAUAUUCUGGAGAUCUGGAUUUGGGCCUUUUGAGAAAGGGGCAGAGGAUGGAGCCAUGGGAAGAUUAGUGCUUCUUUUGGGAGUUUUGGAGGGUCAGUUGAGUAAACACAUGUAUGUUUCUGGGACGGAAGAUAUUAGCUUGGCGGAUAUUUCGGUUGCUGCUUCUUUGUAUUGGGGGUUUGAUCAGAUCAUCGAUGUAGAGAUGAGAGAAAGAUUUCCCCAAGUUGUGAGAUGGUAUGAGAGGACUAUCAAACAUCAGCAUCUUAGCCCUUUCUGGGGAGAGCAGAAGUUUGUUGAGAAGAGAAGAGACAGAGAGAAUGUCUAAUUGGGAUAAUUAGAUGAAUAUGUAAAUUGUUAGUAAGCAUGCAUUAAAAUUUUGAUAGAGAAUGAAGGAAUCGAAUGACUUUUCUCUCAUUUCUUGAGAUUCAAUUUAAUGAAAUGACAAGAUUGCCCA